This is a messenger RNA of Fonsecaea nubica, 1197 nucleotides long. RefSeq lists its product as hypothetical. The coding region runs from base 1 to 1197 and encodes 398 amino acids. Gene Ontology annotation, molecular function: FAD binding. The transcript is spliced from 3 exons. The record is from RefSeq and is a predicted model, not a curated record. Lineage: Eukaryota; Fungi; Ascomycota; Eurotiomycetes; Chaetothyriales; Herpotrichiellaceae.
AUGGCCGAGUCUAUUACUGAGCAGCUGGACCACCUUCGCUCGCUGCUGUCCGAGCCCGAAGUCAUCCUCCCAUCAUCAGAGCGGUACGACUCACGUACAUCGACAUGGGCGGCCCAGAAGAACCUGCAUCCCCGCCUCGUCGUCCGACCGGGCUCAACACAGUCUCUGUCAAAGGUCCUGCAAUACCUGUGGACUUCGGACCUGGACAUGGCGGUUCGCAGUUCCGGGUAUGGCUCGGCCUCGGCUAGGGACGUGCUCAUUAGCAUGGAGUCAUUCGACGAGUUCAGUUGGGAUCACGAAAAGAAGAUCGUGACAUUGGGCGCGGGACAGCUUUGGAGGGAUUACUAUGAAAAGAUGGAUCGAGUGGCUCCAGGAUAUCACGUCGUCGCUGCACGUACACCAGCUCUAGGAAUCGGGGGCAGCAUCCUCUCGGGAGGCUUCUCCUGGCUGGCCCGCCAAUACGGCAACACGUCGGACCCGGCCAAUAUGCUCGACGCCGAGGUCGUUAAGAUGGACGGGACCGUCCUCUGGGCCUCGCAGGAUCCCGACCUGCUGUGGGCCUUGCGCGGCGCCGGCGCGAGUUUCUGCGUCGUCACCAAGUUCAAACUGCGCGCCUACCCGUAUCCCCAGGACAUCUACGCCGGCCCGAUCAUCGUGCCGCGGCGCCAGCUCGCCCUCGUCGCCGGGGGUAUUGCGUCCAUGAACGCCCGCUCGGAGACUCUGGCACCCCAGGUCUCGAUGGACCUGUAUGUGGUGAAGAAAGAACAAGCGGCGCACAUGGGCGCGACGGAAGAUCUGCUGAUCGCGCAAGCGUUCGACGCCCUGGGCCGUGAGCACGGACGGUCGGAAGAAGGAUUCAAGUGGGCGCUUGAUAUUCCUGGGGCGAUGGACAUGACACGAGUCACCAAUCUACACGGUGUCUCGCAGAUGCACGGAACACGAUCAUCUGCGCGGCGGGGUAUGAUGCAACAGCUGGUGCUGCUGCUGCUGCUGCUGCUGCUGCUGCUGCUGGGGGCAAAAGCUCAAAAGCCGAAGAAGAGAGUAAUGGAGGCGGCGGCGGUGAUGGUGACGACAACAGCGACAAACUUGCCACAGCGCGACAACUCCUCUUCGACGCCCCGCGCAUCGUCUUCGACGGACACGGCGACCAGAGGAUCCGCUACGCGCCAAACGCGCUGGAAGAGUACCAUGACCUGA